This is a messenger RNA of Aspergillus eucalypticola CBS 122712, 710 nucleotides long. Its product is annotated as FKBP-type peptidyl-prolyl cis-trans isomerase. The record is from RefSeq and is a predicted model, not a curated record. Bases 32 to 418 code for a protein of 128 amino acids. Gene Ontology annotation, molecular function: peptidyl-prolyl cis-trans isomerase activity. The transcript is spliced from 6 exons. NCBI's taxonomy places the organism in Eukaryota, Fungi, Ascomycota, Eurotiomycetes, Eurotiales, Aspergillaceae.
GUUUACCAGAUUACCUGACCAAAAAAAAAAUAUGGGGUUUAUCGAUUUCAUCAAGGAUAUUCUGCGCCCGGGCAAUGGCGUGGAUUAUCCCAAGCCAGGUGACAUGGUGACAGUGCAUUACCACGGCUAUCUUUUUGACCCGGCACGGUCAAGGAACCGAGGGCGUCGAUUUGACAGCAGUAUUAAACGGGGAUUUCCUUUUACUUUCAAGGUCGGUGUCGGCCAGGUGAUCAAAGGAUGGGAUUUUGGUAUUUUGGGGAUGAGUCUGGGUGAAAGAGCCUAUCUUACAUUCGGCCCUCACUAUGGAUAUGGCGAAAAGGGAGCUCCUCCGUUUAUUCCUGGCAACUCAACCCUCGUCUUUGAUGUCCAGCUACUCGCCAUCAAUGGCCGAGGGAUUGAGUCGGAUGAUUCUGAAUAACUGUACAAUACUAUCCAACUUGCUUGUCAAUGUUCACAUUAUAUACCAUGUACUUCUAUUUUCACGUCAUUUUGCGCCUCAGAUAUACAGUGCCUCAUCACCUCAACCUUGCUCGACAUAUCGUGUGCAACAUCACACUCACGUUCUAUUUCUCGCUCUCAUCAAAGAGAUGCCGCAGCAGCACGUAUAAUCUCUGCCACCCGCGAUGGCUGACUGAGCUGAGGCAUGUGGCCAGCACUGCACCGCUCAAUCUGGCUCCCCGCCAGGUUAGCUAGUUGCUCUUGGAGGCCCG